Molecule: messenger RNA, 610 nt
Organism: Nestor notabilis (Kea)
Lineage: Eukaryota; Metazoa; Chordata; Aves; Psittaciformes; Psittacidae
Gene: CD55
Product: CD55 molecule, decay accelerating factor for complement (Cromer blood group)
Exons: 5
Source: RefSeq, a predicted model, not a curated record
AUGCCUGUGGCUCAUGGUGACUGUGGGCCCCCACCUCCCAUGACCUAUUCCAGGCCAUCCAGUGACGAGCACACCAGCAGCUUCCCUGUUGGAUCCAGCGUGAUGUACACAUGCAUCGAAGGCACCAUCAAAAUCCCUGGGAGAUCAGACUCAGUGAAGUGCCUGCCCGGCGCACGCUGGUCCACACUGCCCGAGCCCUGCGGCCGGAGCUGCUCUGCCCCGACAAGGCUGCGGUUUGCUGCCCUUUCCAAGGUGGAUGAGAGGAUUAACUUCUUUCCCGUUGGGAGCAAUGUGAGCUAUGUCUGUCGCCCCGGCUAUGAGAACACCUCAGACAGCUCCCCCACCAGCACUUGCCUGGAAAACCUGGAGUGGUCAGAAGCAGCCGAGCUGUGCAGGAGGAAAUCCUGUGGGGACCCAGGAGCACUGCCCAGGGGCAGGAUGGUCACACUGACAGACCUGCAGUUUGGUGCCAGAGUGAACGUGUCCUGUGAAGACGGCAAUGGAAAGCAUGAUGGUGAAGGUGUAGAAACAUUUGCUUAUAACUCCACCGUGACUUACAGCUGUGACUCUGGCUUCCAGCUUGUUGGGAAUGGGAGCAUCCAUUGCACCA